AUGUCAUCAGCAUCUCAGCGCCUGUCGGCAAUCGCUGGCCAGAUAAGCGGUGGCGGCGAGUCGGCUGCGAGAAAACGCCUGUUGGCAAAGAACCCAGAUGAUGUGGUGAUUACGUUCGCCGCCAGAACGCCUCUUACAAAAGCCAGAAAAGGAGGCUUGAAAGAUACACCUUUGGACGAGCUUUUGAUCUCCCUGCUAACCAAUGUCCGCGAAAAAUCAAAGAUCGACCCAAACCUCGUCGAAGAUGUUUGUGUCGGGAACACGCUCAACCCAGCCGGCGCCUAUGUCGCUCGCUCCUCUGUGCUUGCGGCCGGAUUCCCAGAGACGACAGCUGCAUCCGUGGUCAACCGCUUUUGCUCCUCUGGUUUGUUGGCUGUGCAACAAAUCGCCAAUCAGAUCAUCGCUGGCUCGAUCGACGUCGGCAUUGCCGUAGGCGCCGAGUCCAUGAGCACGAACCCCGAUCCCGGUGCUCCCACGUUCUCAGAAAAGGUCCUGAAUCACCACCUUGCUUCCCAGAACCAGCAGCCCAUGGGCCAGACCUCCGAGAACGUGGCGGGCCAGUUCAGCAUCUCCCGCGCUCGACAUGACGAGUUCGCAGCGGCUAGCUAUCAAAAGGCCGAACGGGCCCAGAAAGCAGGCUGGUUCGAUGAUGAGAUUGUCCCGGUCAAGACGACCAUCAAAGACCCCAAGACGGGCGAAGUCAAGGAAAUCGUCGUCUCGCGCGACGACGGUAUUCGGUACGGGACGACAGCGGAGAGUCUGUCCAAAAUCCGCUCUGCGUUCCCUCAAUGGCAACCCAGCCAUACAACGGGCGGAAACGCUUCUCAGAUCACGGACGGCGCUGCGGCGUUGGUCAUGAUGAAGCGUUCUCGAGCCGAGCAGCUUGGGCAACCCAUUGUAGCCAAGUUUGUUGGCGCUACAGUGAUUGGUCUUGAGCCGAGGAUCAUGGGUAUUGGGCCGAGCAUUGCUAUUCCUAAGAUCCUGUCCAAGACGGGCUUGAGUACUGACGAUGUUGAUAUUUUUGAAAUCAACGAGGCGUUUGCUUCGAUGGGUGUAUACUGUGUUCAAAAACUGAACCUUCCACCGGCCAAAGUUAAUCCUCGUGGUGGAGCCAUUGCAUUCGGCCAUCCCCUCGGCGCUACUGGAGCGCGCCAAGUCGUAACCGCGUUAUCUGAACUGCGGAGAACAAACAAGCGAAUUGCCGUGACAUCGAUGUGUGUGGGAACUGGCAUGGGCAUGGCUGGUGUUUUUGUUUCUGAGCAUUAG
Messenger RNA from Talaromyces proteolyticus, 1266 nucleotides. RefSeq names its product putative peroxisomal 3-ketoacyl-CoA thiolase. The transcript is spliced from 6 exons. Bases 1 to 1266 code for a protein of 421 amino acids. Gene Ontology annotation, biological process: fatty acid beta-oxidation; phenylacetate catabolic process. Gene Ontology annotation, cellular component: peroxisome. The record is from RefSeq and is a predicted model, not a curated record. Lineage: Eukaryota; Fungi; Ascomycota; Eurotiomycetes; Eurotiales; Trichocomaceae. Gene Ontology annotation, molecular function: acetyl-CoA C-acyltransferase activity.